GACUUGUAAGCUGCAGAGAGAAGACAAGUAGUGCCUAAGAGAUAGGAGGCUGAGUGAGAGGGACAUACUAUGGCAGCUACCAGUGACCGGUCACCACGCAGCUUGCCUCCAGCUCCAUGCACCUCGGGGACAAGCUUUGCGGAGUUCUCCAUGAGAGAGCGAAUGAGAGAGAAACUGAAAGCUGCACGGUCUAAAGCAGAAAGUGCUCUUCUGCAAGAAGCCUCAGGUCCUCAUCUGCGGUCCCUGAAAAGCCUCAGAGAGAUGAAAGCACAAACUGAGAUAGGAACAGAUGAAGGUGAACUGAGUGCAACAGAAGAGAAUAAAUGCAAGGUGUCAGCAAGAGUAAAGUUCCAUGAUUCUGUCAGAAAAGUCAAGCAAAAAUCACAGGCUAGUUAUCCUUCUUCUGAAGAAGCCUAUAACUUCUUCACUUUCAAUUUUGGUCCUGAACCAGAGAAUGCUGUGGAUGAAAUGCAAAACAAGACUAAGGGCGUGUUGAAUCUAGAUGGCAAGGAGAGGGAAAAUCAGGAAUCUGCACUCAGCCCCCGAGAAGAACAGGAAGAAAAUGAAAUGGAUGAAGAGGAGCAUCUUGUUCAUGAAAAAGAGGAUGAUGACCUAUUCCUUAUAGAACACACAGCCCCGGACUUCCUAGUGACUAGACCUGCAGAAUAUGAAAGCUACUCUGCUCGCGUGCAGAAAGAGAGAGAAAUAUUGUUUAUCCCAAGUAUGCUAAGAGUGCCUGCCUCUCUGAAGGUACCAGAAAAUAUGCAGCCAAGGUACCUCGAGGAUGAAGGUCUGUACACAGGAGUGCGUCCUGCUGUGUCACUGUCAAACCAAAAUAUUGUAGAGAACAGGAUUCUCAAGCAGGAACAGGGGAAAAGGUGGUUUGGAGAUGAUGGCCAGAUUCGGGCUUUGCCCAAUCCAGUUAAACAGUCUCUAACUAGACCUCCAAUAUUCCCAGUCGAGGACGGUAAAGAACCAGAGCUGGUGACAUUUUAUAAAAAGGCCAUAAAAAUGAGGCUUGCUAAUCAGUACAUUGUCGGAUCCGGGGACCCUCAGGGGCAGUUUCAGCUGGAUCUCGAUAUUUCUGGAUUAAUAUUCACGCACCACCCCUGCUUUAGCCGUGAGCAUGUCUUGGCAGCCAAGCUGGCUCAGUUGUAUGAUCAGUAUCUAUCAAGGAGACAGAAAAAUAUUACCGAACUUCUUACAGACAAGCUGCGUGCUCUGAGAAACGCCUUGGAGAAUAUUUCAGAUCCUGGCGAAGGUGGGAUUCUUAAUCCAGUAGCAAAACAAAGCAGAACUGAAUACAAGGUUGAAAUAAGGCAGACAAGACGACUUCGUGAUGUUGAGCAAGAAAGAGAUAGGACAUUGCUUAAGGCCAUUAUCAAAGUUUGGAAAGAAAUAAAAUCCCUGCGUGAUUUCCAGAAGUUCACUAACACACCCCUGAAGCUCUACCUGAGGAAGGAAGAUGUUGAUCAAAGGUUGGACGAGAAGACAUAUGAAGCAGAAAUUCAGGCUGAAAUAUCUGAGUUAAUAGAAGAAAACAUUGAAGAGUAUGAAAAGAAAAUGGAAGAAUAUAAAACUGAACUUCAAGAGUGGAAAUCUUGGAAGAAGGCACAGAAAAUCAGAAAGAAGAAGAAGAAGAAGAAAACAAGCCAAAAUACAGAUGAUGAAGCAGAAGCAGAAGAAGCAUCCGAGUGUGUGGAAGGGGAACGGAUGAAACCUGUUUCUCCACCGCCCGUAGUUGACAGGUUGGAGGUGGAACAGGGGGUUCGAGAGAGAGCUGCUAAGAUUAGAAGGAAACCAGGAGAAUCCAUUCUAAUUCCUGAGUUGAGCUUGACGGGGAGCGUCACUCCAAACGAGCUUUGUCCUAGGGCUGAAGUUUCAAGACGCGAAGAUGUAAAGAAACGUUCUCUGUUCCUAAAAGUCCUUUUCAAUUCAAAAGAGGUGUCGAGAACAGUGUCCCGGCAGAUGAGCUCAGACUUUAGAGUUCAUUUUGGGCAGAUUUUCAAUUUGCAAAUAUUCAACUGGCCAGAGAGUUUGAAGCUGCAGCUCUAUGAAACAGUUGGGCUCGGCAGUGCUAACUUGCUGAUGGAAGUGUUCAUACCAGUCCCUGAGACUACGGUUCUCACCGGCAGAGCUCCUGUGGAAGAAGUGGAAUUCAGCAGUGACCAGCGUGUGCAACUGGACCACGAAGGCGUGGGAAGUGGUGUACCAAUUUCAUUUGAAGUUGAUGGCAGUAAUAAAAUGAUUUUAAUGACCUCAGGCAAAGUGUCCUGCAGUGUUUCCUGGGCAGUUGGAGAAAAUGGGAUACCCUUAAUUCCACCAGCAUCACAGAAGAGUGCUGGAAUCUCAAGUGCUUUAAAGAAUAUUGAUGCCAUUGCAUCAAUCGGCACAUCGGGGUUGACUGACAUGAAGAAACUUUCCAAGUGGGUAGCAGAGGCAAAGCUUGAUCCAAAUGACCCAAGCAAUGCUGCUCUGAUGCAACUCAUAAAGGUUGCUACAAGCGGUGAUGCUUCUGUUCCUGAUUUCUUCCGGCUGGAGCAGCUGCAGCAAGAAUUUAAUUUUGUUUCUGAUGAGGAGUUUGACAGAUCUAAAAGAUUCCGGCUUCUCCAGCUCAGAAAUAGCGAAGUGGCUGAGUUUCGAAGUUAUAAGUGCGUCCCAUUGCUGGAAAGAGAAAUCAGCGAAAGAAUCUUCCAGGAGUACGAGAAAAGAUUGCGCGAAAGGGAUGUCGUUGAUACUAAAGACCACCUGGAUGCACACAGAGCAUUAGUUGCAAAGUACCUCCAAAAGGUUAGGGAAUCAGUCAUUAACCGAUUUCUGGUCGCAAGGCAUCAUUUUCUCCUUUCCGAUCUGGUCAAUGAAGAUGAAAUCCCUACUCUUGGCAUUUUGGGACUCAGCCUGUUUAAAUUGGCGGAGACAAAAAGACCCUUAAAACCAAGACGGAAGGAGAGGAAAAAAGUAACUGUGCAAAAUCUCUCAGAUGGUGACAUAAAACUCUUGGUGAACAUCAUUAGAGCAUAUGAGAUUCCCAUUAGAAAGCCUGUUGGGAGCAAGCUUCAGCAGCCAUCUAAAUCCUCAUGGUCCUUCAAUGAGAUGUUUGCUGCUUCUGCGCCUCCACAGAGCCCAACCCACAGCAUAGACUGGGCGUUUAAUCAGGUCUUAGUACGACCUUUCGUAGAAGUUUCUUUUCAGCGAACGGUUUGCCGAACAACCACUGCUGAAGGACCAAACCCAAACUGGAAUGAGGAGCUUGAACUUCCAUUUAGAGCCCCUAAUGGUGACUACAGCACCUCCAGCUUGCAGUCAGUGAAGGAUGAUAUCUUCAUCAACAUUUUUGAUGAAGUAUUGUACGAUGUCCUAGAGGAUGAUCGUGAAAGAGAAUGCGGCGGAGUUCAUACGCGUGUCGAGAAGCACUGGCUUGGUUCUGUUCGGAUUCCGUUUACAACCGUAUAUUUUCAAGCAAGGAUAGAUGGUACGUUUAAGGUAGAUAUUCCUCCAGUUCUUCUUGGAUACAGUAAGGGGAAAAAUCUUGGAAUUGAAAGAGCCUAUGAUUCCAUUCGAAAUCUGAGUGAAGGAUCCUAUCUAUCGCUGUUUAUUACCAUUGAACCCCAGCUCAUUCCUGGAGAAUCAGUUCGCGAAAAGUUCGACACCCAGGAAGAUGAACAACUUCUCCAAGCAGCUGAGAGGUACCAAGCUGAAUGUGCGCUCAAGUUUCCAAGUCGCCCGUGCCUGACUACUGUAAUUGACAUCAAUGGGAAAACAGUCUUCAUCACUCGCUACAUCAAACCUCUGAACCCACCAGACGAGCUCCUGCGGGUUCAUGCCGACAAUCCCCAAGAAACGUCAGAGUUGGUGGCCCGCUAUGUUGCCUUGAUUCCUUUCUUACCUGACAGCGUGUCAUUUGCUGGAAUCUGUGACUUGUGGAGUACAUCAGAUCAAUUCCUUGAUCUUUUGGCUGGAGAUGAAGAAGAGCAUGCUGUACUCUUGUGCAAUUAUUUUCUUGCUCUAGGCAAAAAGGCCUGGCUUUUAAUUGGAAGUGCUAUUCCUGAGGGACCAACAGCAUAUGUGCUAACUUGGGAACAGAAUCAGUAUGUGAUCUGGAAUCCAAGUUGUGGCCGUUUUUAUGGACAGUAUGAUGCUUUCUGCCCCUUGCAGAGUGUGGGCUGCCUCAUUUCCUGUGACAAUGUUUGGUUCAAUAUUCAACAAUAUGAUUCUCCACUAAGAAUAAACUUCGAUGUCAGCAAACCAAAAUUCUGGAAACCCUUUUUUUCACGAAGUUUACCAUUUCCUGGUCUCUCCAGUGUGCAGCCUGACAAACUAGUCUAUCAACGGGUGGACAAGACAGCUGCCCUAGAACUACAGAACAGACUUGAGAAGAUACUGAAAGAAAAAAUCAUGGGAUGGAGGCCAAGACACUUGACACGUUGGAACAGAUACUGUACCUCUACUCUCCGACACUUCUUACCUCUGCUGGAAAAAAAUCAAGGCAAAGAUGUAGAGGAUGACCAUCAGGCGGAAUUACAGAAGCAACUAGGAGAUUACAGGGUGUCAGGAUUUCCUAUCCACAUGGCAUUUUCAGAAGUUACACCUUUAGUGGAGGCGGUAUAUAGUACUGGAGUUCAUAGCAUUGAUGUUCCAAACAUAGAGUUUGCAUUAGCUGUGUAUGUUCAUGCAUACCCUAAAAACAUUCUUUCAGUGUGGAUUUAUGUUGCUUCACUGGUUCGUAAUAGGUAAGAGUUACUCAGACUUACUUUUUACUUGUAGUAUUUAAAUUCAUUAGUAUCACCUUAUGAUUUUGUAUUAAACUCUGGAUCAUUAAAAUGUGCAGAUUAAAAUGCUGGAAGGAGUUUCUUAA
Lacerta agilis (Sand lizard) is the source of this 4855-nucleotide messenger RNA. It is a transcript of the gene CC2D2A, whose product is annotated as coiled-coil and C2 domain containing 2A. Gene Ontology annotation, cellular component: ciliary transition zone. Lineage: Eukaryota; Metazoa; Chordata; Lepidosauria; Squamata; Lacertidae. Bases 70 to 4734 code for a protein of 1554 amino acids. Gene Ontology annotation, biological process: non-motile cilium assembly; protein localization to ciliary transition zone. The transcript is spliced from 35 exons. The record is from RefSeq and is a predicted model, not a curated record.